Rotaria sordida is the source of this 231-nucleotide messenger RNA. The record is from the annotation of a GenBank genome assembly. Lineage: Eukaryota; Metazoa; Rotifera; Eurotatoria; Philodinida; Philodinidae.
AUGAACGGUCAUGAUUUAAAUCAACAUAUCGAUCUAGACAAACAAUUGAAUAUUAAUAAUGAUUUAACAUCACAUGAUGGAAUUGAUCAACGAAGUGUUCUUUGGCCAAAAAUUUGUUUUAAAACAUUAUUAAAAAGAAAUAACAAUCCAUAUCAAUAUAAACAACAUGGAUAUUACAAAUUUAUCUUCAAACGAAAUCUACGAAAAUGUUAUCCAUUUGAUACGGUAUAA